Molecule: messenger RNA, 2060 nt
Organism: Chlamydomonas reinhardtii
Lineage: Eukaryota; Viridiplantae; Chlorophyta; Chlorophyceae; Chlamydomonadales; Chlamydomonadaceae
Exons: 9
Coding region: 85-1572 (495 amino acids)
Biological process (GO): lipid metabolic process
Source: RefSeq, a predicted model, not a curated record
CCUGUUUGGCGAAGCCCGCAAGCCGCUGGUCGACACUCGACAGAGUUGCGCAUUUCAAUCCUGGGUUACUCUCCAUGCUUGAACAUGGCUGAGCGACUGAUAGUGCUACAAACUGGCAUUGCCUCGGCCGGGGCGAGGCUCGCAGUGCUGCACCUGGCAUUCCUGGUGGCUGCCGUGUGGCUCAAAUAUGUUGUAGGCCGCAUUAAACCAGGCGGGGCGCGCCUAGCGCUCGCGGCGCCCAUCCUCAUGUGCAGCGUCGCGGGGCCCUGGAUGUUCGACGGCACCGAGGAAGUCCUGCCGCGCCUGAGCACGCUGUUCAUCUUUUCUUGGCUGUGCACAUUCAAGGUCCUGGCAUUUUGCAUCGGCCGCGCGCCGCUGAGGGAAGACAUGACUGUGGCCCAGCUCGCGGCCAUCAUGAUGCUUCCGGUAUUCCCAAAGCCGGAAUCGCGAAGCAAGGAGGGGCCCGAGGGCCGGCUGCAUGACACGGCGGGGUCGGGUGCGGCACUGGCGGGCCGCUGGGUGGCCAAGCUGGUGCUGCUCGGGCUGGUGGUGUGGUUGAUCAACAGCUAUGGAGACGACAUGCACGGAGCCGCGCGGCACUACUUGUACGCCUUCGGCAUGUAUGCGUUCGUGGGCUUUCUGAUGGACGGCCCGGGCGCUGUGGCGGUGGAGGCGCUGGGGCUGCAGCUGGUGCCCACGUUUGACGCGCCCUGGCUGUCCACCUCGCUGGCCGACUUCUGGGGCCGGCGCUGGAACAUCACCACCAGUUCGGUGCUGCGGACGCUGGUGUACGACCCCAUUGCAGAGGGGCGGCUACUGCCCGACCCGGCUGUAGCAGCCACCGGUGCUGCUGCCACCGGCACCGGUCUUACCAGCGGCGUAAACAGCCGCGCCGCUAGCACUGCUCAGCUGCCGGGGGCGUCAGCGCCCGAGCCGGCAGACGACACGAACGCAGAUACGGAUGCAGACACGCCCAACGUAAACGCCAAGGUGCGGACUGACUCUGCCGGCCCUGCUGCCGCCGCGACGCCCAAGGCCAGGGUAGCACAGGACGGGCCGACGGAGCGGAGGCAGGCAGGCGGCAGUAGCAGCGGCGCCGCGGGUGGCAGUAGCAGCAGGGGGGCUGUAGGACGGCCCAGCAUGCUGCGGCGGCAGCUGGGUCUGCACGCCAGUUUCCUGGUGAGCGGCCUGGUGCACGAGUACCUGGCCUGGAGCAUCACCCACAUCGGCUGGCACUGGAAGUGGACGUUGUUCUUCUACAUGCAGGCGCCGCUGAUGACACUGGAGGGUCUGGCCCGGCGGGCGUGGCGGCGGGCGGGGCUGCCACCACCGCCGCGGCUGUUAGCCAACCUGGCCACGGUGGUGGUGCUGGAGGUUAUGGCGUACCCGCUGUUCUUCGGGUUCGUGGAGACUGACACGGACCUGGCACGGCGUGUGGUGGCGGCGGUGUCGCGCAACUACCAGGCAGCGCUGGAGCCGCUGCGGCCGCUGCUGGCGGGCGCGGCGGCGGCGGCGCUGGCGGGCCCGGGUGGCGCGGCGGAUGCCAGCCGGCAGCAGCAGCAGGAGCUAUAGAGCACAGCUGCAGGGCGGUGGUGAUUGGAUGAAAGGAGGUGUGUGUGUUGAAAGGCGGCUGCAGGGCGGCGGUGAUUGGAUAAGGGGAUGUGUGUGUGUGUGUGUGUGUGUGUGUGUGUGUGUGUGUGUGUGUGUGUGUGUGUGUGUGUGUGUGUGUGUGUGUGUGUGUGUGUGUGUGUGUGUGUGUGUGUGUGCGUUGUAAGGCGGCUGCAGGGCGGUGGUGAUUGGAUGGGAGGUGUGUGGGUGUUAUAAGGCGCGCGGCGUGCGCGCGCGGGGGAAGGACCGGAGGAGUCGCAGCGUGCGGCUGGGGUGGGUGAUCGGGUACGCGGGUGCUGAGGAACAGCAGCAGCGCGCAUUCAUUCAUUUGGGACUGACAACUGACGUGGAUGGUGGACAUUUGCGCGGCCAGGCGUGGGCGCGUGGCACCCUUAAUCUUCGGCCGCUACUACCAGAUGCCAACUGCGACGGCUGUGUAACGUUCCUUGCAA